Molecule: messenger RNA, 1144 nt
Organism: Daldinia caldariorum
Lineage: Eukaryota; Fungi; Ascomycota; Sordariomycetes; Xylariales; Hypoxylaceae
Exons: 3
Coding region: 1-1137 (378 amino acids)
Biological process (GO): positive regulation of proteasomal ubiquitin-dependent protein catabolic process; ubiquitin-dependent protein catabolic process; protein polyubiquitination
Cellular component (GO): cytoplasm; ubiquitin ligase complex
Molecular function (GO): ubiquitin protein ligase activity; ubiquitin conjugating enzyme binding; zinc ion binding
Source: RefSeq, a predicted model, not a curated record
AUGGCGGCACCGAAUAAUACUACGACCGCAGGGUGGUAUGAUAUCGACCAUGAGACAUUAAAUCUCAUUAUCCACCUCCAACAGGACGAUAUACGACAAUUUGCUGCACUUGACAACAGCGAGAAUGUCCAAGGGAAUGCUCGAGGAGAGCUUUCGGACGUAGAACUAGCAAUUCGGUUAUACGGCGAAGAACUUAACAAUGCAGCCACCGUUGCAUCUGAUAGACGUAUAACUUCGAGAAUGAGACGGGAAGAAGGGGUAGGUUAUGAUACAGUAUCUGAACCCGAAUCUGAUGGCAGCGAUGAUAUCAUUGAAGUAAGACCGUGUCUUGCUUGUAAUGACAUGACAGAACUUGCCAGGUUGGUAGAAGCACCUUGUGAGCACGAGUAUUGUCUUCACUGUCUAGAACAGCUAUUCCGGAACGCCACAACUGAUGAGACACUCUAUCCUCCACGCUGCUGCCGCCAACAAAUUCCCCUUGAACCUAACCAACGAUUUCUUCCUAAUGAUCUAGUCACGACUUUUCGAGAAAAAGCAGUCGAGUUUUCCACACCGAACAGAACAUACUGUCACCAGGCAACAUGCUCCGUAUUCAUCCAUCCUGAUACGUACGUCAACAACGUCGCAACGUGCCGUACCUGUCGAUCUAGCACAUGUAUCACGUGUAAGAGGCAAUCUCACGACGGUGACUGUCCCCAUGAUGAAGAUCUACAGCAAGUUAUAAGAUUAGCCCAAGAGCAAGGAUGGCGGCGAUGCUCUAACUGCCGGUCGAUGGUUGAGCUAAACACCGGUUGCUACCACAUCACUUGCCGUUGCGGCGCGCAAUUCUGCUACCUUUGUGGACGACGCUGGAAAACAUGCGUCUGCGUCCAGUGGGACGAAGAGCUUCUAUAUCACCGCGCGGCGGUAAUAUAUAAUAGAGCCCCCAACGCGAAUGUACGCCAAGUGGCUAUGAGGAGAAUUCAAGACCUCGCGGAGGAUCUGAGACAGAAUGAUGAGUGUAAUCACCACACAUGGCGCUCUACGAGGGGACGUUACUACUGUGAUAUGUGUGGCGAUCGUAUGAGAUACUUUGUGUACGAAUGUCAGGCGUGCAGUACUAUGGCCUGCCGCAGCUGUCGGUAUAAUCGCCUGUAGAGGAAAC